UGAAAAUAAUUACCGAGAGCAGGGGUCACCUCCGCACCUGCUCUCCUUUCUCAGACGGACCUCAUCAUCGUCGUCAAAUCUCAAUUUUCACACGGAGUCCGCCUGCAGAGAGGGCAGGGCUAAAGAGGAGACUUGAAGAGUUGUGUUCUGAGAUCGCAAGUUUCAUCUGGGGGUGGCUGUGAAUCGAAGAUGAAGCGAGCACCCAACACCGACGAAGAUCCAACGAUCGAUGGUGAUAAAACGAAGAAGCAGAAGCGCGAAGAAGAAGAAGAAGUUGGGGAGAAGGUGAAUCAGGAGACUGGGUUUGUGCAUCUCGACGAGGAUCUUCUCUUCGAGGUGCUGAAGCACGUUGAUGCACGCUCGCUGGCAAUUGCUUCUUGCGUUAACAAACAGUGGAACAAAACGGCCAAGGAUGAGCGAUUGUGGGAGAUGGUUUGCACCCGACACUGGGCCAACAUCGGCUGUGGCAAUCAGCAGCUGCGCUCCGUCGUCCUUGCCCUCGGAGGGUUUCGUCGCCUUCAUUCUCACUGCCUCUGGCCUCUAUUAAAGCCACCCCCUUCAUUGCUGCAUACUCCGUCUCCACCAGUGCCGUCAUCGUCAUCGUCUUCUCCCUCUCUCUCGUCUUCAUUUUCGGCUCCAAUCAUUCCACCGAAGACACCGGUUCAUUGGGGGAAAGACGAGGUUCAGCUUUCCCUCUCUCUUCUAUCGAUUCGCUACUUCGAGAAGAUGAACGUUAACAACAGAGGCAGAUAAUUUGUGUACUCCCAUCGCCUUUUCUUUUCUUUUUUUUUUUUUUUACCUAAAUUUCAUCUUUUUUAUUUUCUCUUUGUUAUUGGAUUUCUUAUGGGUCUUUUCUUCUUUUAUAUAUGAAUAGAUCUGCACUGUAAGUUUGCCUGUAGUCUUUAUAAUGUGAUCGUUUUCUUGGGUUCUAAUAUGAACUUGCAAGGAUCUAAGUAAGGGGAUGUUGAUUGUGAAAUGAAAAUUAUUUGCUUUUGGGUGUUUGUAUCAUCUAUCAUC
Molecule: messenger RNA, 1017 nt
Organism: Nelumbo nucifera (sacred lotus)
Lineage: Eukaryota; Viridiplantae; Streptophyta; Magnoliopsida; Proteales; Nelumbonaceae
Product: F-box protein GID2-like
Biological process (GO): regulation of gibberellic acid mediated signaling pathway; gibberellic acid mediated signaling pathway
Cellular component (GO): SCF ubiquitin ligase complex
Molecular function (GO): protein binding
Source: RefSeq, a predicted model, not a curated record